AUGGACAAUAAACAAGUCAAAGAAAUUUACAACUUUAUUGGUCAGAAAAUCUGCAUUGAAAAAUCCAGUGGUGAUAUCACAAGUCCGGCGGCAGUGGCUUUGUGCAAAUUCCUAGAAACACCAGCAGGUCAGGAACAGAUUGUUCUACUUGACCGGACUGUACUAGAGCUGUGUGCAGACACUGGAUUGCUGUCAAUAGUAGCUACAUUAUUGGGUGCCAGAGUAACAGCAACAGACCAACCAGACAACUUGGAGAAUCUAAAAAGUAACUUGCAUCGGAAUACAAGAGGUCGUCAGAGGCACCAACCUGAAGUGACAGCCCUCAGAACUCAUGACCUUGAGCAAAGCUUCCCACAUUCCAAGUGUCAUUAUGAUUACGUACUGGCAGCUGAGGUGCUCUACCACCAUUACACUGAGCUAUUGGUUACCAUGAGACAUUUCUGCCAACCAAGUACAAAUCUGAUCUGGGCUAUCAAAGUGUGUUACCCAUCUGACCUGGUCUUCAUUGAGGACUUUGAAAAAGCUUUCCAUAGCACCAUGCUGGCAGAGCUGGAUGGGGUGAGGAUUUACUUGGCAACUCACAGAGCUACAGCCAACGAAGAUGACCUGAUGAAUAGGAUGAGCACAGAGGAAGAACUGGAAAAGUGUCACACAUCAUGGAACUGGACAGAGGAAGAGAAUUUGACAAGAGAAGAGACACAAAACAACAAAGAUUACAGUGUCAAUGGCAGU
Messenger RNA from Neoarius graeffei (lesser salmon catfish), 732 nucleotides. RefSeq names its product protein-lysine methyltransferase METTL21C-like. NCBI's taxonomy places the organism in Eukaryota, Metazoa, Chordata, Actinopteri, Siluriformes, Ariidae. Gene Ontology annotation, molecular function: protein-lysine N-methyltransferase activity. The transcript has 3 exons. The annotation marks the transcript as partial. Gene Ontology annotation, biological process: peptidyl-lysine methylation. Gene Ontology annotation, cellular component: cytosol; cytoplasm. The record is from RefSeq and is a predicted model, not a curated record.